AUGUCUGAUCAGUCUCAAAACAUUUACGACGACCCGGAGUUCUUCUCUGCGUACGGAGAACUUCCCCGAUCCAAACAUGGGAUUUCGGCUGCGCCAGAAUGGCCCGUUAUUUGGAACAUGAUCCUGAACGCUGCAUCCCCCACCACUGACAAUACAAACGACAACCUUAACGGCAAGGAAAUCCUCGAUCUAGGAUGUGGAUAUGGCUGGUUCACUCGGUGGGCCCGUGACAACGGCGCUGCAUCUAUCAAAGCAGUCGACAUUUCCCAGAAAAUGAUCGACCGCGCUAAAGAGUUCGAGGUGGAGGCUGCUCUUACCAAACAAAAUCGUGGUGAUUCAGUCUCCGAUACGAAAGUCACGUUUGAAAUCAGCGAUUUGGAGUGUAUCACCCUCAGCAGCGAAUCAGAGGAGGGACAGUAUGACCUAGUUCACAGCUCUCUCACCUUCCACUACAUUGCAGAUCUGGGACGGCUAUUCCGCGAGAUUUACGCCUCUUUGAGAAAGACAUCUGCAAAUGGACAAAGAGGGAAACUGGUGUUUUCAGUUGAACAUCCCAUCUGCACCGCACCCAUUCACCCAGGGCCAGACUGGAGAGUGAUCCGGGAUGCAUCGACAGACCAUAAAGUUUGGCCGUUGAACUCCUAUGGCGAGGAAGGAUUGCGCUUAACAAAUUGGCUUGGUAUAGAGGGGGUCAGGAAGUACCAUCGGACUGUUGAGACAUAUGUGACACUAUUGUUGGAGAGUGGGUUCGCAUUGACAGCACUCAAGGACUGGUCACCAUCAAAAGAAGAUGUGGCAGAAGAGCCGGCGUGGGAAAUCGAAAGACAUCGUCCGUAUUUCUUGCUUAUUUCUGCCGAAGUUAGAGGAUAG
Molecule: messenger RNA, 870 nt
Organism: Penicillium canescens
Lineage: Eukaryota; Fungi; Ascomycota; Eurotiomycetes; Eurotiales; Aspergillaceae
Product: class I SAM-dependent methyltransferase
Exons: 1
Coding region: 1-870 (289 amino acids)
Source: RefSeq, a predicted model, not a curated record